This is a messenger RNA of Ictidomys tridecemlineatus (thirteen-lined ground squirrel), 2506 nucleotides long. NCBI's taxonomy places the organism in Eukaryota, Metazoa, Chordata, Mammalia, Rodentia, Sciuridae. The record is from RefSeq and is a predicted model, not a curated record.
CUUUGCUUUACUUUUCAGAUAAACUUCUUCCGGAAUAAACACAAGAUUCAUAUCCAAGGAACCGAUCUUCCUGAUCCAAUUACUACAUUUCAGCAGCUGGAGCAGGAAUAUAAAAUAAAUUCUCGAUUGCUUCAGAACAUUCUAGAUGCAGGCUUCCAAACACCUACACCAAUUCAAAUGCAAGCUAUUCCAGUUAUGCUGCAUGGUCGGGAACUUCUGGCUUCUGCUCCAACAGGAUCUGGGAAGACUUUAGCUUUUAGCAUUCCCAUUUUAAUGCAGCUGAAACAACCUGCAAAUAAAGGCUUCAGAGCCCUAAUUAUAUCCCCAACACGAGAACUUGCCAGCCAGAUUCAUCGAGAGUUAAUUAAAAUCUCUGAGGGAACAGGAUUCAGGAUACACAUGAUCCACAAAGCAGCAGUAGCAGCCAAGAAAUUUGGACCUAAAUCAUCUAAGAAGUUUGAUAUUCUUGUGACUACUCCAAAUCGACUAAUCUAUUUAUUGAAGCAAGAUCCACCAGGAAUAGACCUAACAAGUGUUGAGUGGCUGGUAGUAGAUGAAUCAGACAAACUGUUUGAAGAUGGCAAAACUGGGUUUAGAGACCAACUGGCUUUCAUUUUCCUGGCCUGCACAUCCCACAAGGUCAGAAGAGCUAUGUUCAGUGCAACCUUUGCAUAUGAUGUUGAACAGUGGUGCAGACUCAACUUGGACAAUAUUAUUACUAUAUCCAUUGGAGCAAGGAAUUCUGCAGUAGAGACAGUAGAACAAGAACUUCUCUUUGUUGGGUCUGAGACUGGAAAACUUUUGGCCAUGAGAGAACUUGUUAAAAAGGUAUGUGGGUUUUGGUAAGGUUUACCAAGUCUUACCUGGUGGGAGGCCCCGCAAUACCUCAUCAUCAUACUGCCUUUUACUUAGUGGUCCAGUGGUGGUGAGUCUGUCUCUCCUGCCUCAGAGUUGGCUAGGAGAAGACCCACCUGAUGCUAUUAAAAGCAUAUUUUUCCCCUCUGUAUAUAUGUCCCAUUCAUCCCCACAUCCUUCUGCUGGUUUGUUACAGAAGAACUGGGGCAUUGUAGAAUGAGUUAGACACUGAGUGGGGGUUUCUUUUAUUGUACCUUUGAUAAGUGCCGAGUAGAAGCCAUAGUUUAAAAAGUUAAGUACUGUGGGUCAUAUAUACUAAGCAAAAAGAAAUAUAAAUUCUGCACCCUGAAAUUUUGUCUUAAUUAAGGGAUAAAGUUAAGUAUACUUAUAUAAUAUAGUUUGUGAUAAAAUGCCAUAAAAGGCAAAAGCAUCCAAAGAGUCAUAAUGAACUAUUGGGGUAAGCCCAUUUGGUUGGAGAAAGUCUUAUACAAGGUAUCCUGCUAAUCAGAGCCCUAAAAGAGAGUCUAUAGGACAAAUGGUGGAGGGGGAAAGUGUUCCCAGCUCAGAGAGCAGCCUGAAUAAAACUUGAAGAGGUAACAGUGCAUACUAUAUGUUUGGAGACUAAUGAAGAAGUUACACGUCUAAGGCAGGGUGUAUGGUGGGAAUUUAAGGAUUAGGUUGGACAGUGAAGUUAGGGUCAGAUUGAGAGACCCCUGGACAUUUCUGAAGAAUGUGGCCACAUAAUUUUUAAGGAAAAUUAGUCAAACAAUAGUAUGUAAGAUGGGGUGUAAAGAAAAAGGCUGAAAGUGAGGAAAAUAAUUACUAGGCCGUUAAAUUAGACUGAGCAGAGAUAAGGAGAAAAUAAACAAGUGUGGCCGCGGAUAAGGUGUUUGUAAGUAAUUGUCAAUGAUAUAAGUGGUAUGCUUUAGAGGUUAAGAGCAUGAACUCUGGAGCCAGACUACCUGGGUUAAGAUUAUAGCUCCAACAUUGUACUUUGAUGCAGUUUAACUCCCCUCUGUUCCAGUUUCUUCAUCUGUAAAGUGGGAUAAUAAUAUCUACCUUAUAGAACUAUUAAUAGUAUUUGAGUUAAUAUAAACAUAGUACUUAAAAUGGUGCUUGGCAUAUAAUAAAUUCUAUAUAUAUUCAUUUUUAUCAACAUUCUUAAAGGUAUCACUUGCCACAAGGAAAUUUUAAGGUUUUCAAAGAUAAUCAUAUGGACAUAAUACAGCAGAGAUUCUUGUUUUUGUUUUGUUUUGUUUUCUUUUCUUUUUUUAGCAAUGUAUGAACUUUGGGAAGUCUGUGGAUUGUAUGUCAGAUUUUGUGAAUAAGUGGUUGCCAGUUAGAAAGCCUCAUCACUUUCAUUAGAUGCCAAAAGGAGUGUGUAAACCAAAAUAAAAAGGCUAAGAAGAACUAAUAUGGGCAUUUGAAGAUACAGAAACUUGGUUUGAAAGAGGCAGGGUUCGAUGAUAUAAAUAUAAAUAUAAAAAUAAUCUGCUUAGAGGUUGAUACUGAGAUUUUAUUUUAUAUAAUAAGAUAGAAAUUAUAUUAGAACUUAGAACCAAAGACUAAGAUAACAAUUAAAGAAACAUUACAAGCAGAAUCAAAAUUCUGAGGCAUAUAAACCAAGAAAUGAUUGUUUCAGAAUGGACAU